AUGGAGACGGACAGGCAGACUGACACAGAGACGGACAGGCAGACUGACACAGCAACGGACAGGCAGACUGACACAGCAACGGACAGGCAGACUGACACAGAGACGGACAGGCAGACUGACACAGAGACGGACAGGCAGACUGACACAGAGACGGACAGGCAGACUGACACAGAGACGGACAGGCAGACUGACACAGAGACGGACAGGCAGACUGACACAGCAACGGACAGGCAGACUGACACAGCAACGGACAGGCAGACUGACACAGAGACGGACAGGCAGACUGACACAGCAACGGACAGGCAGACUGACACAGCAACGGACAGGCAGACUGACACAGCAACGGACAGGCAGACUGACACAGCAACGGACAGGCAGACUGACACAGCAACGGACAGGCAGACUGACACAGCAACGGACAGGCAGACUGACACAGCAACGGACAGGCAGACUGACACAGCAACGGACAGGCAGACUGACACAGCAACGGACAGGCAGACUGACACAGAGACGGACAGGCAGACUGACACAGCAACGGACAGGCAGACUGACACAGCAACGGACAGGCAGAUUGACACAGCAACGGACAGGCAGACUGACACAGAGACGGACAGGCAGACUGACACAGCAACGGACAGGCAGACUGACAAAGCAACGGACAGGCAGACUGACACAGCAACGGACAGGCAGACUGACACAGCAACGGACAGGCAGACUGACACAGCAACGGACAGGCAGACUGACACAGCAACGGACAGGCAGACUGACACAGAGACGGACAGGCAGACUGACACAGCAACGGACAGGCAGACUGACACACAGAGACGGACAGGAGAGCGGUGGCCCCACGCCAAUGAUCGCAAAAGAGAGGCCGACCGCCUCACGGGGGACGCUGACUCGUUCAUGCCGUGUGUUGUUAUGCUGUGUGCUAGCUUCCUUGCAGACAUUUUCAACAUCACCACAGACCAAGACAAUAUAUACAUAGCAGGUUCCAUCAAUGCCACUGUAAACCCUGUCAAUCCUACCAUCCUAUCAAAGUCUGAGAGCCAUAAUCAACAGGAGGACAAUGAUGCUGAAAGCAGGCACCUCAUGCAUAACAAGAAACAUAAAUCUAAUAACAAUAAAGGAUUUUAUGAGAAAUACACACCCAAGGCUGUGUCAAGAAUAGCAGGCAGCACAAGCAACAUGCCCAUCACUGGGACUCCAGUGGGUUGCAACACAUGCAACAACACUUGGUUGUUCCUGGUGAGAGGCACUCAGGAGCCUGGUGCAAGAUUAUCCAGGUGUGAGGGCAACAGUGCCAUCCCCAUAAAAACAAAGAUGGGUACCAUCACCAUCAGGGGCUCACCCACUAAGGUGGCAGCUGUCCAGCACUACAUCACAGCCCAUCUCUAA
Molecule: messenger RNA, 1395 nt
Organism: Scylla paramamosain (green mud crab)
Lineage: Eukaryota; Metazoa; Arthropoda; Malacostraca; Decapoda; Portunidae
Product: clumping factor A-like
Exons: 7
Coding region: 1-1395 (464 amino acids)
Source: RefSeq, a predicted model, not a curated record